AUGUCAGCGAACUUAAGACUAUCCUGGGCUGGCGACUUUGAUCGUUUGAACGAGUUUGUAAAGAGUGACCUGGAGUUGCAAGGAUGCUGGUCAUCCCCGGCGAACGAGAAGAAACUUUUCGUGGCAAACAACGUCGAGCUGCUCUGGUGGAAAAACAAAAAGUUCCUAAAGAUCAAUGGAGAGGAUGCAAAUCGAAUUAAAUGUUGUAUGAUCAACGCUAUGUUUACGAGUUUAAACCUCGAUAGUGUCAAGUCUAGCGUGGACAUGGCUACUAACACCGAGAACUCCUUCAACGAAAACCAACCAACACAACAUCAGUGUACGGGUUGUGUAUGUUCGAAGUUAUCACCAGACUUGGAGGGUUUGAAAUUAAACUUGGUCGUUUUGGAAUCGAAACUCAGCCAUAAAAUCCAAGCCAUGGAAAACCAAAUACUACGCAUGAACGAUUGCCGACCAAAAGAGCCGAAAAAUCAUGCAAAUCUCGAAAAUAUGUUGACAACCUCUACAUCCACUAGCAGCGGCGGCACGAACAAAACAAAAGAGGUUAGUAAGUCAAAUCCUCACAAUAAUCCCGUUGUUGUUCGGACCGCUAACGAUGCAUGCUUCACACCAAUAAAAGUACCGGACAACACAGAAACUUUUACGGCUAUAGAUCAGUCAUGCGAGAAAACUUCACACCACGAUUUAGUACCAUUGCCAAAAUCCAUCAAUCACUCACAAGAGGAAUUAACCCUGACAAAGGUGGUUUUCCAUGUUAGGAACAAUAGUGAACAGUGGAAAGUAGGUGAGCUUUCCCAUGAGGUCAGAAAUCUAAACAUACUUUCUGCCACCAGUAAUACCAAACAAUCGCAUAAAAGUGCUUCUACAAAUAUAAAUAAAAAACCCCAGUGGAAACAAAGCCGAAGGCACUUUAAAUGCUACGCCAAACGUGUUGAAUUCAAAAGAAACAUUUCAGAUCCCUGUCCGAAUUAG
Paramuricea clavata is the source of this 972-nucleotide messenger RNA. The record is from the annotation of a GenBank genome assembly. NCBI's taxonomy places the organism in Eukaryota, Metazoa, Cnidaria, Anthozoa, Malacalcyonacea, Plexauridae.